CGUGGACGGCUUCGAACCCGGACUCGAGGAUCGCGCCGCCGCCGCCGCCGCCGCACCCGUCGAUCGCGCCGCCGCCCGCGCAUCCCGUGUCCACCCACCCACCGCGCCCGCUCUCUCCGAGUCGUCCGUCCUUCCUGGUUCUUCCAUACUCCGCUGCCGCUCAGGCCCGUGCCCCUCGCGGAAGAAAGCCAACUUCUCUUCGAAAAUGGUGUACUGUUCUCACUGUGAUGAUGAUUGCCCAUAUGUAAAGGAUCCUGACAACGGGUUCACAUGUUGUGGAAUAUGUGGCAAGGUUAUUGAUCAGGAUAUGUAUACUGACGAGCCUACUUUUGUCAAGGACUCCUCGGGACAGAGCCGGCUUAGUGGACACAUUAUAGGCAUUGCGAAGGGCGGUUCACUAUCCCGUGAAAGAACUGAAGAGAAAGGGAGAGACGAGAUCUGGCAGAUUGUCCAUGGCCUGCAUGUGAGUGGUGGAGAUGAUAUCAUUUGCACUGCUCAUAACUUUUAUAAACUAGCUCUUGACAAUAACUUUACUAGGGGCCGACGAACAAGUCAUGUUGCAGCUUCUUGUCUUUACAUUGCUUGCCGGCGAAGUGAAAAACCCUAUCUUCUUAUUGAUUUCACGGACUAUUUGCAUAUAAGUGUAUAUGUCCUAGGUGCUGUUUUUCUGCAGCUUUGCCAAGUUUUGCUACUCGGAGAACACCCAAUUGUUCAAAAGCUUGUAGAUCCUAGCCUUUUCAUCCACCGUUUUACCGAACGUUUAUUGGGGAAAAGGGACAAUGCUGUCUCGUGCACAGCUUUACGCAUUGUAGCUAGCAUGAAGCGAGACUGGAUGCAGACUGGGAGGAAGCCAAGUGGUUUAUGCGGUGCAGCAUUAUAUAUAGCUGCACUUUCUCAUGGAUAUAUGUACACCAAGGCAGAUAUUGCUGCUGUUGUGCAUGUCUGUGAGGCAACACUAUUUAAGCGCUUGAUAGAGUUUGAAAAUACAGAUUCUGGUAGCUUAACGAUUGAAGAUUUUUUAGCAAAGGCUGAUGAAGAGCCGGUUUCAAAAUGUUUAGCCAAGUCUGGAGAAGUCCUUUGCGAGCACAAGGAUAAGGGUGCUGAGCAUUUUUCUCAUGGACUUUGUGAGGAAUGCUACGACAAUUUCACUGAACUGUCAGGUGGACUGGAGGGUGGUGCUGACCCUCCAGCUUUCCAGCAAGCUGAAAAACAAAGACUGGAUGCUGCUAAAAGAGCCAAGGAAGCUGUGGACGAGGCAAUAUGUGAGUUACAUAAUUCUGAGUUUGAAGAUAACAUCAUGAGCCCUGGGAAGAAGUCUGAAGGCAAAUCUUCGACAAUUGCUUCCAGCCAAAUUGCAAAUGAUUUUGUUGAUUUCAAAGAUUCAGAAGUGGAAGGUGAAAAUGGUAAAACUGGUUCUGAUGCAGAAAAUCUUUCUGAUAUUGAUGAUGCGGAGGUUGACGGGUAUCUUCACAAUGAAGAAGAAACACAAAACAAAAAGAUUAUCUGGGAGGAAAUGAACAAAGAAUACCUAGAGGAACAAGCUGCAAAGGAAGCUUUAGCGGCUGAAUUGGCAGCUAGUGGUGUAUCUGUUGGAGAUGGACGACAGAAGAAACGAAAAUGUAAUGAAGACAAGAACUCCACACCUGCUGAAACACCAGCAGAAGCAACAUACAAUAUGUUGAAACGGAAGGGACUUGGGUCUAAAGUCAACGUUGAAGCUGUGAGUGGAUUGUACAAGAUUGAAGACGAAGAUGGGAAAGCAAAUGGCAAAGAUGACAUGCACUUCGACGAGCAUUAUGAAGAGGAUACUGGUUAUGGUGAAACAUUUGAUGCCAGUUAUGAUUAUGGUCACGAUGCUGAUUACAACAACGAUGGCUAUGUUGAUGACGGUGGUGGUGGAGCCUAUGAGGAUUACCAUGAUGCUGAUUACUAGUAGCAUUCUUCAGCAGAGUGGCAAUCUGAACAACAAGAUCUAUUCAGAAUAUCAAGACAGAACAAAAAAUGUCAUUCCACCUAUAUUCUUCAUCUGCACAAGAUAAUUUUUUAUUUUAUAGGAAAUGAGGUUUCAUUUUACGUAAUUAUAGGGAAACAACUCUGCGUUACGCCCCCCCCUCGUGUGCCUCUCUGAGCAAUUUUUUUUCAGCAUGUGAGGAAAGUGAACAUGGCCAAAAUGUUUAUUUCAAAUGGACAAUGUGAAUUGUGGAGUAAGAUUUCUUAUCGCGCUACUGACCGGAUAUCGAACAUGUCGAUGUUGAGUCGGAUUGUCCCCAGGACCCAGGUGAUUAACAGCAUCAAGGAUGACCUAUGCAUAUG
Triticum urartu is the source of this 2313-nucleotide messenger RNA. Its product is annotated as transcription factor IIIB 60 kDa subunit-like. Lineage: Eukaryota; Viridiplantae; Streptophyta; Magnoliopsida; Poales; Poaceae. The record is from RefSeq and is a predicted model, not a curated record. Gene Ontology annotation, molecular function: RNA polymerase III type 3 promoter sequence-specific DNA binding; RNA polymerase III general transcription initiation factor activity; TBP-class protein binding. Gene Ontology annotation, biological process: DNA-templated transcription initiation; transcription preinitiation complex assembly; transcription by RNA polymerase III. Gene Ontology annotation, cellular component: transcription preinitiation complex; nucleus; transcription factor TFIIIB complex.